Megalobrama amblycephala (Wuchang bream) is the source of this 2293-nucleotide messenger RNA. It is a transcript of the gene prr18, whose product is annotated as proline rich 18. The transcript has a single exon. NCBI's taxonomy places the organism in Eukaryota, Metazoa, Chordata, Actinopteri, Cypriniformes, Xenocyprididae. Bases 384 to 1148 code for a protein of 254 amino acids. The record is from RefSeq and is a predicted model, not a curated record.
GAAAAGUGAACUAAUCCUUUAAGGUGAUAUGAAAAUGAUUAAUGUCAUGAAUGAACUACACCAGUGGUUACACAAGACAUUUGGCUGUAUUAAUUUGUAUUGUGUAAUGCAAUAAACCUCCUUUAUAAGAUACAUUCAUACAGACACUUGUGUAAGCAUGGCUUUGUUGUUUUAACCUUUAUGAUGUAACCACGCCCCUUCCGCCUGACACGCUAUAAAGCCCGCGGAUGCCCCGCCCCUUGUCAGUCUAGAAGCGAAUGUGGAGUGCAAUGGACUACUGCGUCUAAUAGCCAAAGAUCCGGUGGACCGAGGCGAAUGGACGCAUUUCUCCCAUCAUUCACGCACAGAUUUCUUGAUUGUUUUGCGCAUCGAUUGCGUUCAAAAUGCCUUUUCCGCCGAUAAACCUGCACUCACGGAUAUCAUCGCCAAGAAAGGAGCUGUUCAGGAGAAAGAAGAGCAGGGACAAUGUCGCACCUCCUCAGCCCACGUACAGUCAAAGGACAGGAGACGACAAGGAAUCGGAGAAAGACAAAAUAUCCACAUCGUGGCCAUCGGCCAAUUUAAAGCAGCUAGGACGAAGUAAGCCGACCAGAGUCCCUCCAGAUCCCGAGACGGACAGCAAACAUUCAUGGUUGAGCGUCCCCAAACCCUUGGCUACCUCAUGCGAAAGCGUCCCACGGUCCAGUUCUGGAGAGUCCAGCCAUAAAUAUGCCUCCAGGACCUCUCUAGCAAAAGAAGAAGGCGAGCAAGAGAUCCACUUCUCCCUCAGCCUGACCCCCGAAGCCAUCCUGGUCAUCCAAAAGCGCAACCUGGAAAAGCAGAUGAUGGCCAAGCAACAGAAGUGCUGCGCGUCCGCGGACUUAAGACACCGGCGGGUUUUCCCAUCCAAGAGAGCUCAGGGCAGCUCUAACAAUAAGAGCUCCGGACCUGUUGCCAAACUGGACAGUUCCAAUGACAUUAGCACCAUUGUGAAGAUCUCCCUCCUCAAUGAUCAGUACAAAUAUGAUGAUGUUGAGUAUGAGGAGGAGGAUGGAGACGUGGACGAGACUGUCAUGAGGAAAUGUAAAGAGUGGCUCAAAGGUGUGGAAAGUGCUGCUGCUUUUGGGAAAGUUGAUAAACUGUCAUCUUUGCCUCAUCUUAAAAGUUGAUGACCUCAGCUACUUCAUUCCACUGUGAAGACUACAGUCCAUGAGUUGUGUCAAACACAAAAGUCACCUAAUUUGCUUUUAGAAAUAAUGUUCUCUAAGGGUCAUUCACAGAGGACACGUUCUCGCGUUGAAAAACAGCAGGACGGAGCGCAAUGGUAUUGAAGAGACGCGUUUUGUAAAAGUUGAACUAGUAUUAAUUGCAAGGCUCAUGACCGUUUGACGCAUGUGUACAUAGAGCAACAAUUAAAAACAGCGCAAAGAGAACGAAGGUAGGCGCGCGCACGGGGCGCCUUCUUGCUAAAAAAAAAAAAAAAAAAAAGCGCAACAAUGGACUAUUUUUAACGUGACUGGGCCUGGGUGUCUUAAAAUUUGGCACAUAUGGAAGUCGCUGAAAAAAAAAUCAAAUGCGUUGCAAUGUUUACAUAGACCAAAAAUUAAAAUGGAGAAGGUGUAAUGCAAAAAGGCGUCAGGACACGUACUUGGGUUCAUAUAGCCUACGCUCCACUAAAUUAUUGGAAUGGAACAGAAUGCAUAGGCCUUUUUUAUUUUCAACUCCACUUAAACGUGAUUGCGCAAAAACGUCCAUAUGACGCAGUGCACAUAAAGCAACAAUAAACAGCGCAGAAUGAACGCAAGAACGCGUCCUACACACAGACACACACGCACGCAGCUUUCUUAAUGGACUGACGGGAAUGUUUUCUGCAUUGAAAUGUACAGUAUUGCUGAUCACUCAGAGAAUUUUUGCAGGUUACCUUUACACAUUGACUGGAAAACAGUAGUGUUUUUUGCACAUUGCUAUUGUUUUCACUUUGAUGGGCUGAAUGACAGAUGCUUGAUUUAAACUGUGGAAAUAAUGUGGACAAUUAAUGGGGAAAAUGAAGCGAAUGACGACCAGUGAAAUGCAUCCAGAGGCCACGGUCCUUCCUUUGUGCCAGAAAACAAUAGCUGUCAAAGGCGACACUGUCUGGGAGCCUUAGAAGAGACACCUAAUAUCUGAGACUUGUUCAAGUAUGUGUGUAAUAUGAACUGAAGGACUGUUUGAUCGACGAACCAGCCGUGUACAGUAUUUAUUUUGCAAUGUGUUUAUAUGCCAUGUGUUGUUCCAAGUCAUUUUUAAAGGUUCUGAUAAUAAAAUCGAAAAGACA